Lethenteron reissneri (Far Eastern brook lamprey) is the source of this 2400-nucleotide messenger RNA. RefSeq names its product zinc finger protein OZF-like. Gene Ontology annotation, molecular function: RNA polymerase II cis-regulatory region sequence-specific DNA binding; DNA-binding transcription activator activity, RNA polymerase II-specific. Gene Ontology annotation, biological process: regulation of transcription by RNA polymerase II. Gene Ontology annotation, cellular component: nucleus. NCBI's taxonomy places the organism in Eukaryota, Metazoa, Chordata, Hyperoartia, Petromyzontiformes, Petromyzontidae. The record is from RefSeq and is a predicted model, not a curated record.
GUGAACUGCAAUCCGAGCCCAAGCCCGCUUGAGCUGCUGUACCGCUCUUGUUUACAGAAGCUACCUGCCCACGACACAAGCUGUCGCUUCCUCUGCAGAAUUGGUCUGAUGGAGCAAAGGCACUCGGCGCAGCUCGGUGCGACAAGGCAUCAAUGCGACCGGUGUGCAUACAGCACGGAUCGUCCUGCAAAUUUGACACGGCACCAGAGAACUCACACAGGAGAGAAACCCUUCAAGUGCAGUGUGUGUGGGAAGGCGUUUGCACAGUCAUCUACUCUUGUAACACACCAGAGAACACACACGGGAAAGAAACCCUUCAAGUGCAGUGUGUGUGGGAAGACGUUUGCAAAGUCAUCUACUCUUGUAACACACCAGAGAACACACACGGGAGAGAAACCCUUCAAGUGCAGUGUGUGUGGGAAGGCGUUUGCACAGUCAUCUACUCUUGUAGCACACCAGAGAACACACACGGGAAAGAAACCCUUCAAGUGCAGUGUGUGUGGGAAGACGUUUGCAAAGUCAUCUACUCUUGUAGCACACCAGAGAACACACACGGGAGAGAAAUCCUUCAAGUGCAGUGUGUGUGGGAAGGCGUUUUCACUUUCAUCUACUCUUGUAAAACACCAGAGAACACACACGGGAGAGAAACCCUUCAAGUGCAGUGUGUGUGGGAAGGCGUUUACACUUUCAUCUACUCUUGUAGCACACCAGAGAACACACACGGGAAAGAAACCCUUCAAGUGCAGUGUGUGUGGGAAGACGUUUGCAAAGUCAUCUACUCUUGUAGCACACCAGAGAACACACACGGGAGAGAAACCCUACAAGUGCAGUGUGUGUGGGAAGGCGUUUGCACUUUCAUCUACUCUUGUAAAACACCAGAGAACACACACGGGAGAGAAACCCUUCAAGUGCAGUGUGUGUGGGAAGACGUUUGCAAAGUCAUCUACUCUUGUAACACACCAGAGAACACACACGGGAGAGAAACCCUUCAAGUGCAGUGUGUGUGGGAAGGCGUUUUCAGAUUCAUCUACUCUUGUAAAACACAAGAGAACACACACGGGAGAGAAACCCUUCAAGUGCAGUGUGUGUGGGAAGGCGUUUUCAAAUUCAUCUACUCUUGUAAAACACAAGAGAACUCACACGGGAGUGAACCCCGUCAAGUGCAGUGUGUGUGGGAAGGCGUUUGCACAGUCAUCUGCUCUUGUAGAACGCCAGAGAACACACACGGGAGAGAAACCCUUCAAGUGCAGUGUGUGUGGGAUAGCGUUUGCACAGUCAGCACAUCUUCAUGUACACCAGAGAACACACAAGCAUCAGAAGAUCCACCAGGAGUGGAGUCUGAAAUCAGCUUGUGAAAGUCAAAGUUCUGCAAUGAGCCCAUCCCUCAUCAAACAAGAACCGGACGACAAUCCCAGCUUGGACACUUUGAAAGGUAUCGAGGUGAAAUGUGAAGAGGUGAAGGUGAAAUGUGAAGAAGUGAUGGUGAAGAGCAAAGAAGUGAAGGUAAAAUGUGAAGAUGAAGAUUCAACUCCAAAAUGUGACCUUCACAUCGAUGGAGGCAACGUGAAGCAGGAGGAGAAUUCUGACUGUGAGGCAGAGCGAGGCAACUCCCAGCAGUUUGUGGAAGUGGAGGUGUGGGUGGCCUCCGAGACAAUACAAAGUCAAAUGGAGACCCGGUAGAUGUGUAAGCCAGAGACGAUGUCGCUCCAAUAGAUGCACCUUUGUCACAGGCCUUUAAUGACAAGAAUGUGAAGUUGAACACUCAGUUCCUAGGUUCAACCUGCAGGGUAAGGGUGGCCAGUCUUUGUGGACCUGUGUGUUGGGUUGAUCUCUGACCAGCAGAGAGCCAAUAAGCUCCCAAGCAUUCACGAUGUUAUAAUUGCUUUUACAUGGUGCUUAAUCCGCUCAGCAACUCUGAGUUUUGUAUCGUACCUCGUCUCAAACAUUCUAAGAGCACCCCAAGUGGCAGCUGCCCCUGUGUGGCACACGGUGGUGGCCCUGCACCGGCCUGCGUGUGGACAAGAGCCUGUCAGUAGGGGGCGAUGGUUGAUGUGUAAUCUCAGUUGUGGAGUUUGUCGGUAAUGUUUAGAAUUUGCUACAUUUUUGACCCAGUCGCCAACUUGCAAAGGCCUACUCGUUUUGAAUUGUACAAUUGUGUGUUUCACAUCCACUGUUCAGUAGAGGGUGCAUUCUUUAAAUAGCUCCUUGUUAAUAAGAUGUUAUCUAAACUAAAUUAUUCAAUUUUGGAAGAACGUAAUCAACCAGGUAGGGUGUUGACUUGUGUUGGCUGACUCUUGUGUUGUGUUGCAUUAUAUUUCUAAGUUCACUGUUUGUUUUCUAAUUCACUUGUUGUACCUGACGAUGGUUGCUUGUGUUCCAAUCGAAACGUCGUAUUCUAUA